AUGAACUUUGAAGUUGUGUUUCCUUUUUUCCUGUUUAUAACUUUUCAUAUUGAUUUUGGACAAAAUAAAGACACUCCUAGCAAGCAAAGAAGAAAGAUGUAUCAUCAAAGACUAAGGAAAAGUUCCUCACUUAACCACAGGUCAGACAGACAGCUUAGGGUGCAGCAAGCAGCUAUGAUUCCAGCAGCAGUACAAUUUCCAGCUAUUAACUUUGUUUAUAGUAUGGAGGGAAAAUAUGAAUCCUUUUCAAGCUUUUCUGGAGAAGAAUCAAGCUACAGUGUGUUACCAGGAAAAAACGGGCACUGCUUGGUCAAGGGGAUGGUAAUGUACAACAAAGCUGUAUGGUCUCCUGAACCUUGCACGACCUGCCUGUGCUCGAACGGAAGAGUAUUUUGUGAUGAAACUACAUGCCGCCCCCAGAAUUGCCCUCAUACAUUUAAACCUGAUGGAGAAUGCUGCCCAGUCUGCUCUGAAACUGAACAAAAAGAACUCACCACUUCACUUCAUAAGCAACAGCGACCUACUCAGGCAGCAAUGGGCCAAGAAUUUAAAAAAGGAACAUUUCAAUCUGAAGAAGAUGAGGAUGAAGAAAUUAAAGACAGUGAAGAUACAAAGCAAAAGAAAAACAACCCUAGACUUCAAGCCAGGAGUGAAGUGCACAGUGAGGAGAGGAGACAGGAGGAAGUAAAGCAGCUAUCUCAAGAGAAGGAGCCGAAUCACGGCAGAGAGGAGAAAGAUGACAAACAUGUCAGAGGAGACAUUCCCCAAAUUCCCUCUCUAUCUCCGGUACCUGCUCCUCCUAGAACACCACCUCUUCCAGUCAGAUGCUUUCUGUCCUCCAAGACCAUAAGCUGCAUAAAUGUGGAACUGACACAGAUACCACCAAUAACAGCCCCAGAGAUAACAAGUCUGCAGCUUACAGGGAAUUCCAUCACUUCCAUCCCAGAUGAAGCAUUUAAUGGAUUACCUAAUUUGGAAAGCCUUGAUUUGAGCAAAAAUAGCAUUACCUCUUCAGGCAUAGGCCCCAAAGCAUUCAAGCAUCUAAAGAACUUACUGCAUCUGAAUAUCGAUGGAAACAAUUUGACACAGAUUCCUUCAGAAUUGCCAUCUACACUGGAAGAACUUAAAAUCAAUGAAAACAAUCUGCAGGCUAUCAAUGAAGACAGCUUUUCAGACUUGACUCAGUUGGUCGCCUUAGAAAUGGAAGGAAACAGUCUUAGUGAAACCAAUGUCAAUCCUUUAACUUUCAAACCUUUGAAGAGCCUAGCCUACUUGAGGCUAGGAAAAAAUAAAUUCAGAAUCAUACCACAGGGUCUUCCUGCUUCUAUUGAGGAAUUAUACCUGGAAAAUAAUCAAAUUGAAGAAAUAUCUGAAAUUUGCUUCAAUUAUACCAGAAAGAUAAAUGUCAUUGUACUUCGUUAUAACCAAAUUGAAGAAAAUAGAAUUGCUUCUUUAGCCUGGAUAUACCAAGAAUACCUAGAAUCGAUUGACCUCUCCUACAACAAACUCUAUCACGUCCCCUCUUAUCUACCAAAGUCUUUGCUGCACCUAGUGCUAAUUGGGAAUCAAAUUGAUCGGAUCCCUGGCUACGUGUUUGCUCACAUGGAGCCAGGCCUGGAAUACCUCUACCUAUCCUUUAACAAACUUGUGGAUGAUGGAGUAGAUGCUGUCUCUUUCCAUGGGGCAUACCAUUCUCUGAGAGAAUUAUUUCUGGAUCACAAUGACUUCAAAUCUAUACCACCAGGGAUACAGGAAAUGAAAGCAUUACAUUAUCUGACAUUGAAUAACAACAAGAUAAGGAAUAUUAAUCCAGAGCAAAUCUGCAAAGCUGAAGAAGAUGAUGACUCAACUCUGGAGCAUCUUCAUUUUGAAAAUAAUUACAUUAAAAUAAGAGAACUAUCACCCUAUACGUUUUCAUGCAUAAGAUCAUAUUCAAGUAUUGUUCUUAAACCACAGAAAAUUAAGUAA
This is a messenger RNA of Elephantulus edwardii (Cape elephant shrew), 1968 nucleotides long. RefSeq names its product extracellular matrix protein 2, female organ and adipocyte specific (gene ECM2). The record is from RefSeq and is a predicted model, not a curated record. Gene Ontology annotation, cellular component: extracellular matrix. Gene Ontology annotation, molecular function: protein binding; heparin binding; collagen V binding. Gene Ontology annotation, biological process: positive regulation of cell-substrate adhesion; extracellular matrix organization. The transcript has 9 exons. The coding region runs from base 1 to 1968 and encodes 655 amino acids. NCBI's taxonomy places the organism in Eukaryota, Metazoa, Chordata, Mammalia, Macroscelidea, Macroscelididae.